AUGUACACCCAGACCCCUACUCACCGAUUCCUGGUCCUCUCGGCUCCCGAAUCAACCCCAGCGGCCUCCAGCCACAGGUUCCUGGUCCUAUCUCCCACUGAAUCCGGCCCAGAUCCUCGAGCUUGGGAAGACCAGUCGUCCCAACCGAGUCCCUCCAACCAAAGCCCAACCAUGGGGCCUUCAUCCCUGCACCGAACCAGUCGCGCUCUGUCUACUUCAUCAGUAGACUCCCAGCUUAAUGAGCCUACCUCGACGUCUCCGAGCGACUUCCUCUACCUGGGCCACAGCAGGUCCAAAAUUGCUCGGACAUGA
Penicillium riverlandense is the source of this 312-nucleotide messenger RNA. RefSeq lists its product as uncharacterized. NCBI's taxonomy places the organism in Eukaryota, Fungi, Ascomycota, Eurotiomycetes, Eurotiales, Aspergillaceae. The record is from RefSeq and is a predicted model, not a curated record. The coding region runs from base 1 to 312 and encodes 103 amino acids. The transcript has a single exon.